This is a messenger RNA of Cucumis melo (muskmelon), 1780 nucleotides long. Its product is annotated as elongation factor Tu, chloroplastic. The record is from RefSeq and is a predicted model, not a curated record. Gene Ontology annotation, cellular component: mitochondrion. The coding region runs from base 186 to 1628 and encodes 480 amino acids. The transcript has a single exon. Gene Ontology annotation, molecular function: GTPase activity; GTP binding; translation elongation factor activity. Gene Ontology annotation, biological process: mitochondrial translational elongation. NCBI's taxonomy places the organism in Eukaryota, Viridiplantae, Streptophyta, Magnoliopsida, Cucurbitales, Cucurbitaceae.
UGGAGGAUACCUAAGGUAAGCGACAUGGGGUAAUACACAGAAUUGUGGCUAUGGCAGAAUUGGAUAGAACUCCCAUUUGAGGCUCUCUUUUCUCUUACCAUUUCUACAAGAUAACACUACUCUUCUUCACUCUCCAAAACCCCAUCUUCUUCUUCUUCUCUUAGGUUCCUCUCUCCCUUCCUCCAAUGGCGGCCAUUUCCUUAGCUUCCGUUUCCACUUCUUCCAAGCUUGUUUUCCCUCACCCUUCUUCUUCUCCUUCUCCUUCUCCUUCUUCUUCUUCUUCCCCUUCUUCUUCCCUUUUCUCCAAACCCUCUUCCAACCUUUCUUCCUCUUUCUUGAACUCUUCUUCAAUUCGUCCUUUCUCCUUCUCUUCCCCUUCUGUAAACCGUCCUCGUUCCUUAACAAUUCGUGCCGCUCGUGGGAAAUUCGAGAGGAAGAAACCCCAUGUCAAUAUUGGGACAAUUGGCCAUGUCGACCAUGGUAAAACGACUCUCACGGCUGCUUUAACCAUGGCUUUAAGCAAAGCCCCAAAGAAAUACGAUGAAAUUGACGCUGCCCCGGAAGAACGAGCUCGUGGUAUUACGAUUAAUACAGCUACUGUUGAGUACGAGACUGAGAGUCGACAUUAUGCUCAUGUUGAUUGUCCUGGACAUGCUGAUUAUGUCAAGAAUAUGAUUACUGGUGCUGCUCAAAUGGAUGGAGCGAUUUUGGUUGUUUCUGGUGCUGAUGGUCCAAUGCCACAGACGAAGGAGCAUAUUUUGUUGGCUAAGCAAGUCGGUGUUCCUAAUAUGGUGGUGUUUUUGAACAAGAAGGAUCAAGUCGAUGAUGAGGAGCUUUUGGAGCUUGUGGAGUUGGAGAUGCGUGAGUUGCUUUCUUCUUAUGAAUUCCCAGGUGAUGAUGUUCCAAUUAUUGCUGGUUCUGCUUUGUUAGCUUUGGAAGCUUUAAUGGCUAACAAUAAUAUUGCUAGAGGUGAAAAUGAAUGGGUGGAUAAAAUUUUUGAACUUAUGGAUGCUGUUGAUAGUUAUAUACCAAUACCUGAAAGACAAACAGAUCUUCCAUUUUUGCUUGCUGUUGAAGAUGUGUUCUCUAUUACUGGUCGUGGUACUGUCGCUACAGGGCGUGUUGAAAGAGGAACCGUUAGAGUGGGAGAGACAGUGGAUAUUGUGGGAUUGAGGGAAACUAGAAACACAACUGUAACAGGGGUGGAAAUGUUUCAAAAGAUUCUUGAUGAGGCUUUGGCUGGGGAUAAUGUUGGGUUGUUGCUUCGAGGUGUUCAGAAGGCUGAUAUCCAAAGAGGGAUGGUUUUAGCCAAGCCUGGCACUAUCACCCCACAUACCAAGUUUAGUGCAGUUGUGUAUGUGUUGAAGAAGGAAGAGGGUGGUAGACAUUCACCCUUUUUCGCUGGUUACAGACCACAAUUCUAUAUGAGGACGACUGAUGUCACUGGCAAGGUGUCUUCGAUUAUGAACGACAAGGACGAGGAGUCGAAAAUGGUUAUGCCAGGAGACCGAGUGAAAAUGGUUGUGGAACUGAUUAUGCCUGUGGCUUGUGAACAAGGAAUGCGGUUUGCUAUCAGAGAAGGUGGAAAGACUGUUGGUGCUGGUGUGAUUCAAUCAAUUAUCGAGUGAGUGAUAGGAAGACACAACUUAAUUGUGGAAACCAAUCGAAAUGUUCUUUACUCCUUUUUAAGUUAGGCUAAAUUUGAACCAACAUCAGUGAUUUCUUUUCUUCAUUUUGUGAAACUUUCUGGAUUCAAUGUCAUAUAUUUUUAGUUUUGUUC